AUGCUUGCGUCGCUCUCAUCGUCUGUGCAGGGCUUCCUCGCCCGUUCGGCGUCUCAUACCCGGCUCGACGCGGCAGGCGCGGCGGAGGAGGGUUCAGCAGAGGCGAACGGUGGAACAGACGCAGCAGACUCACCACAUACGCCCUCUCCUCACCGUCCUAGCUCAGUGUCCGCCUCCGCCUCGACAUCCCAGCACUACUCGCCCACUUCCCUCUCCGCCUCAGGAAACCAAACCAUCCAGCGAGUCCUCGAUGCCCAUCCACACUUUUCCGUCUUCCGCAAGAGCGCGAGCGUGGGGAGUUUGGAUGAAUUAGCGAGAAGGAGAGAGGAGGAGGACGAAUCGCCUAUUGGGAGGAGGGCGAGUUUGGGCGUGAGGGAUUCGAGAGAUGCGAGGGAGGAAGAGGUGGAGACGCUCGCUACACCGCCGAAUCAGUCGCCUGCGCCUUCUCCGCGCCUUCAUCACCAGCCCAACCGUCCGAGUCCGGCUCGCACGGCAUCCGACUCGUCAGGCUCGUCUUUCCACCUCGACUCGGCUGAAAUGCCCUCUCUCAAUUUCGGGGACCAGUCCUCCUCUAUCUCGCUGUCGCCUGGUCCUGGGUCGGCGGGUACGAGUCCCGCCCCGUCUGUCGUGACGGGCACUCCGAGCGGAGGCGUACGACUCGUCCCCGACUCGCCUCCAACCACCCGCACACCCGCGCGCUCUCGCUCCGUCUCCGCCUCAUCCUCUUCCUCUUCCUCCUCCGCCGCGCAAUCCUCCAAAAAGUCCUCCUCAUCCUCCUCUUCGACCCUCCCACCGCACGUAGCGCGCAUCCAAUUCUCUCCCCUCUCACUCUGCCCCUCCCCGCUCCUUCACGCUCCGUCGCUCCCCCCGCCUCCUGCGCUUCCGUCGUUCGAAUCGCCUACCGAGGCGACCGCGGGAGGAGAGAAAGGGAUUCUUAAGCGUCCGAGGACGCCGGGGACGGGGAGGAGCGUGAGGUGGAGGGAGUGGGACGAUGAGAGGGAGAUUAGUCUCGAGCGAGAUGAGUCUCUUGAACACUCGCAUGAGCAGGAGGAGCGGGAGAAGGAGGUGGAAGGGAUGGAAGGGGAGGAACGAGCGUCGUUUUUGAGCAAGUUGAAGGCUGUCAUCCCCAGUCCGGAUUCGUCGCUCGUCGAGCCCCCUUCGCCGCCGGCUUCUCCGCCCAAGCCUCAAGAAUCGACACUCGACUCGGCGGCGGGAGCGCGACCGGGACCGGGACCGAUGUUAUUCGACGAAUCGAACCCGUUCAUCUUCGCCUCCUCUGUCUCGCAUAUCAGUCAGGCUUCGACGUCCGCCUGUUUCGCCAUCGCCGAGCGCUCCUCGGCUACGGCAGAUGAAGCGGAUCUUACGUCCCGACCGCCCGGCUCCUCCGACCCAGCGCCAGAAACAGCAGACGACUCCCUCUCACUCGCGCACCUCUCCACCGGCACAGAGGAAGACGAGCUACUCCUCAUGCGCGCAUCAACAGCGAACCUCGUCGCCCCCGAUUUUGGGGGAAAGUCGUUCCUCAUGCUUAGCCAGGUCGGCCAACCUCUUCCUCCGGGAGUGGCGGGGAAGAAAGGAGAGAUUGGGGUGUUGGAGGAGAUUGGCGAGGAGGAGGAGGAGGAGGAGGAGACGACGUUCGAACCUGCGCCGGCUGCGUCGCCUGCGCCGACAGUUGUGGCCACUCCGAGGGCAGCAACUUCGACUGCUCCGCGUGUUCCGUCGCCGCUUGCGCAGGUGACGCUCGUAGGAGACGCCUCGACUUCCUCCUCUACCUCCUCGCUGGCCGACCAAUCUACCUCGCAACCCGCCUCCAACUCGACGGGUCAAAACAGCCAGUCCUCGACUUCGUUCUACCGCCUCUUCAUGUCCACCCGCGCAUCGUCAGGUCUUUCCCGUUCGGCGGGGGAAGAGUGGGCGCGUCUGGAGAGGGGGGAGAAGGAGAGUCCAAAGGACCGUACUUCCUCGGCGGAGCGCGAGGAGGAGGACAAAAUAGAGCAGGAGGAGGAGGAAGGCGAGGAGGGGGAGAGGAGCGAGUAUUGGAGUAUCGUCAAGAGCCGGAUCGUCGACGAGGAGCAGGAGGAGCGAGAAGAGGAGGAGGAGGAGCAGGACGAGGAAGAGGAUGUCGAGGGAUUGCUGAGGGGUUUGGGGGAUAGUCGGUUUGUCGAAGUCGCGCGCGAGGAGGGAGGCAUCCGAGCGGUUGAGAGCGCGGAGGAUGCGGAGGACAGUGUGAUUGAGCAUCCGGAGGCGAGGGGAGUGUUCUUGUCGCCGAUUGUCGAGGUGACCGAACCCGAGUCGGACGCCAACACGCCCGUUAAGCGCGGAUCAGGUCGUCGCCUGCGUGCUCGCUCGCAAGACCCGCCUCCUCCUCAACCGACCUUCUCGCUCUCGCUCGCCGCCAAACAUCUUGCCUCUUCCGCUCCUCCCGCCACGCCCGGCCGCUCGACCGCCUCCGCUCUCCCGCCUAAGACUCCACGCUCAGCAUCCAAGAUCCCCCGCCCUCGCAACCCCGUCACCCCCUCGCAGAACCCUUUCCUCCUCCAACUGGCCCGCUCAGGGCCAGCCGGCGCACCCCCUUCUCGCGCCGCCACGCUGCUGCAAGACCUCUUCUCGACUCAGCAAGACCAACUCGCGACUUCCGCUUCGCAAAGGUUCAUCCUCUCGAGUCUCGUGACGAACCUUCAGAACGAGGUCGAGCACAAGGACGCGAUGGUUGCGAAUCUCAAGCGGCAGGUACAGGAGGCUCGGGCGGAGGCGAAGGAGAUUGAGCGACUUGCGCUCGAGUGGGAAGAUCAGGCUCUGCGUGCGAAGGAGGGAGAGUCGGUCAAGCAGGAUGAGAAGAAGAUUGCCGCGCUCGAGGAGACUGUGAGUCUCCUCGCUGACGAACUCGAGACGCGCGUGAGGGACGAUCGAGCAUUGAGACAGGCUCUCGAAGCGGAUUUGGAGCGGCUGAGGCACGAGUUGGAUGCGCGGACGGCCGAGGUCAGGGAAGGGGAGAUCAGGUUACGGUAUGCGCGGAUUGCGCAGGAGGAAGCCGAGGAGGCAAGGGACGCGUUGAGGGAUCAGGUAGAGAGGGAGAAGAGUCGGAGGGAGGAGGUAGAGAGAGAGAAGAACGAGGUCAAGGCGAGGUGGGCGUUUGACGUUGAGGAGCGGGACAACGCUUGCGCUCGACUGCGCGAGGAGAUCGAGCACCUCAAGUUGACGUCGCCUGGCAAUCGCGGCAGUGUCUUCGACCAGGCGCAGGUCGAGGAGGAGGUCGAGCGCCGGGUCGCUUCGAUCCGCCAGGAGGUUGACCGCGACGUCCACCUCGCCCGUCAAAAGCUCGCCCAGCGCGAUGCAUCGGUCGCCGAGCUGCGCGAUGAGCUUCGCUCGCGCCGCGAAGAGGUGGACCGUCUCGCCCGCGCCGUCCAGGAGGAGCGCCAGCACGCCGAGCUCGCCAACGGGGACCUCGAGGCUCAGCUUCAACGUAAAGAGCAGGAGCUCGAGGAGGCGCUUGGCAGUCAAGCGCUCGCGCACGAAGAGCUCGAGGCGACGUAUGCUCGUCUCGACGCCGCCGAAGUCGAGCGCGACACUGCCGUCAGCGCCGCCAACGCCAAGGAGGUCGAGCUUGCGCAGCAGGUCAAGCAGUGCGAGGCUGCGCUUGCCGCCAUGGCCGAUCUCGAGCAGGCUGUCGCUCGCGUCGAGGCCGAGGCCUCGGCGAAGGACGAGCAGCUGGCGAGUCUGCGGGCGGACUUCGAGGCGCAGCGCCUGGAGAGCGCCGACGUGCUUGCGAAGCGCGACGCGGUGCUUGCCGGAGCGGAAGGCGAAGCGGGUCGACUCAAGAAGGACCUCGAUGCGCUACAGAAGGAGAACAACCGGCUCAGCGACCUCGUCGCCAAGCUGCGACGAGACUCAGCCGACCGCGAGGUCAAGGUCGCCAAGCUCAAGAAGCGCGCUGCCGAGCUCGAGGAAGACGUCUUCGGCCUCAACAUCGCCCUCGACGCCAAGCAGCAGGAGGCAUCGCACUGGAAGCGACAGAUGUCGUCCCUCAAGCUUGAGCGAGAGAGGGCGACUUCGGUCUCGCAGGUCGUCGACGCUUCGGCCAUCGCUUCCACCAGCGUCUCGCGCUCCGUCCUCGCUCCGACUGUCCCUGCAUCAAGUCGCACCAGCAAGACCUCCGCUCGCCGCUCGUCCGUCUCGAAGCGGCAGCAUGCGACGACGCCUUUCCCCGCCGACAAGCAGCAGGCUGCGGCGACAACUGCUCGACGAGUGUCCAUCUCCGUCCCAGCAAGCCGCGCGACCACCGACACCGAAGACGAAGAGUUCUCGCACGACCUCACGCUUCCGCCUCUUCAUGCCGGGAACGAAGAGACGCCUAUCCGACCGAUCCAGCCGAGCGUGCGGCGUGCGAGCAGCGCUGCGAUCUUGAGCAGCGGGAUGAGCUACCCCGGGCGGAUAGCGAAGGAGAAGGAGCGGCAGCGGGCGAGGAAGGAGAGCGAGGAGGCGAAGGAGAAUGCGGCGCCGGCGCCGGCUAGACGGGCUCGCGAGGCAGUCGUUGCUUAG
This is a messenger RNA of Rhodotorula toruloides NP11, 4539 nucleotides long. RefSeq lists its product as uncharacterized. Bases 1 to 4539 code for a protein of 1512 amino acids. The transcript has 5 exons. NCBI's taxonomy places the organism in Eukaryota, Fungi, Basidiomycota, Microbotryomycetes, Sporidiobolales, Sporidiobolaceae. The record is from RefSeq and is a predicted model, not a curated record.